Strongylocentrotus purpuratus (purple sea urchin) is the source of this 869-nucleotide messenger RNA. RefSeq lists its product as uncharacterized. The record is from RefSeq and is a predicted model, not a curated record. NCBI's taxonomy places the organism in Eukaryota, Metazoa, Echinodermata, Echinoidea, Camarodonta, Strongylocentrotidae. The transcript is spliced from 4 exons. Bases 179 to 835 code for a protein of 218 amino acids.
AGACGUAGAGUACAUGCACUGCACUGUACACUUGGAAGUGGGUGAUCGGGAUAUAAACUUGACACGUUUUUGGAAGGAACUUUAUUAUCGAAUCUGAACCGAUUGAACAGUUCCCAUUGGUCUAGAGACAAAGAGAAGAACUAAUAUUCACAGCUAGUCGCCGAAUUCCACCCUCAUCAUGAGCAAGUUUGGGAACCAGUUAUACUGGCUCCUAUAUCGCAAUUUUCUCUUCAAGCUGCGAUUUAAACAGCUUACGUUUCAGGAGAUCUUCAUUUCCCUCAUUUUUGUUGCCAAUUUGGCCACCCUGCGCUACACCACUCAAACGGAUCCUCUACCCGCUAUCCCCUCUUCCUCCCUGAAAUCGCAUGACCUCUUUGAUCCGCGCUUCGCACCGUCCUCCCUCGAAUUUCCCAUCGCCUUCACUCCCGAUACGGCAGAAGCAGAGAGCGUUGUUUCUGGCCUGGCGUCGCUGCUGAAUGUGUCUGCCUCGCCGGGCUAUGUCGGGUAUGCGACGGAGGACGAGAUCUUGAACGAUGUGGUCAACGGAACAGCUAACAUAAGCAUGGCUUUGGUCUUUGAUGACGCCUUCCCGUCCAAUUUGUCCUACAAGAUUAGGCUGACCUACGGAGCAGUGACUCUGAAUGAUGGUCCAUAUUUGGGUAGUGGAUCUCCAAACUGUUAUUCUGCGGAUCCUGAGUACGGUCUGACAUAUCCCUAUCAGUGUCCGGCAAACUCCUAUCUUUACUCUGGCUUCUCCGCCAUACAAGCCAUGGUAGAACAUCUGAUUGUGAAGGUGAGUUAUUAUUAUGAUUCCUUGGUCAGAGGAUGUUUGUGAAGAGGAUGUUGAUGAAGAUGAAUACAUUAACGAU